UUUCCAUAACGAAACAGCUGUUCGGCAUCGCCGAGCAAUUAUUUUUAUUCAUAAUCACAAUUUCCAAUUAUUGCUGCUAAAUUGUUAAUAUAAAGCAAAUUCUUAAUAUAAAUUAACACAAAGCAAUGAGCGCAGUUAAAUAUAUAGGACGUACAACCGAUUUUCGUGGCAAGAGUCUGUGGGAGAUUUUAGGCAAUCUGCGUGACUAUGGAGUUGGCCGGCUGAUAAUACGUAACAAGUUCCAACGAUAUGAAGAGCCUUGCUAUAUGCGCAUACUUAAAGUGGAGGUUACACCACAUGAUCAUGCUAAGGACCCAAUACGUAAAGUGGCAGUAACUGUAGAAAAGACGUGGAGAGGUGUAAUUAAUCCAAAGCCAGUCACCAUAUACAGGACUAGCUAUAAACCGGAUUAUGAGCUAAUCCCCAAGGAAGAAGAAUCGAAAUACACUAACAAUACCAAAAAAGUGUCCGAGCAAAUAUUAGCAACUAGUAUUGAGUUUCCUCCUUUGUUGCGCGAAUUUAUUAGGCAGGAGACUGGAUUGAAAGAGCCAAUAAUGAAAGUCCAUCAUAAGGUUAGCCACAAUAAACUAGCUCGUUUGGCUAAAGAGGGUGAAAAGCCAACUAUUGAAUGCACAAUGGGGCUAGGUACUCCAGCCAGUCCAAAGCUGUAUGAAGGCGUUUUAUAAGUCCUGCUUAACCGAAAUAUAUUAAGUUGUUAAAAAAUACUUGAAAUUUAAUUAAAGUAUUUUAAUUCAUUUGUAUGUUUAUUUAAAGUUGUCGAUGCAUUAAAUAUUUAAUACAGAUUCAAGUAUAGAUAUAUGUAGUUCAGACAAAUCGUUAAGAUUGAAAAUUAUAGUUUCUAUCUGACCAUGAUCAAAUAAUAAUAUACAUAUGAAGUAA
Bactrocera latifrons is the source of this 900-nucleotide messenger RNA. RefSeq lists its product as uncharacterized. Lineage: Eukaryota; Metazoa; Arthropoda; Insecta; Diptera; Tephritidae. The transcript has 2 exons. The record is from RefSeq and is a predicted model, not a curated record. Gene Ontology annotation, biological process: mitochondrial translation. Bases 126 to 686 code for a protein of 186 amino acids. Gene Ontology annotation, cellular component: mitochondrion; mitochondrial small ribosomal subunit. Gene Ontology annotation, molecular function: structural constituent of ribosome.